UUUGGCCGCGCUGUAAUAGUCGCAGCUGAUCCGCGAAGCCGAGUGGUUUGGUAAGCGUGUUGUGAAUGUUCAUAGUAAAAGUAAAUGCGUGGAAGUUUGUUUAUUUGAAAAACGGAGUCAGUGAUGUUGACAUUUAACUUGACACUACUAAAAAUAACCGGCUGAUAAUUUCUUCUCAGAAGAAGAAGAAAUAAAAAAAAAACUCAAGUUUGUUUUUAAUUUUCUAAGAAAAUCUAAACACUGACAAGUGUAAACCGAUAAAUUUGUUCUACGGAAGUGAAAGGAUUCUAACCGUGUGCUGGAGUUCACGUCGUGACCGUUUGAAGUGAACUCUCGAGUUUUUGUUCUGCUAUCGCUGUCACCGUCGCAUCCGAUCUUAAUCGUGAUGCUCAUCGAGUAAUAACAAGGAUUAUGUCGGGAUGAUGAUGUACUAGCUUCAGGAAAAACACACGUGUGCGAGAGUAAUAAAGAGGAGUCUAUGAUUUGAUUGACCAAAAAUUGAAUGUAAUUUAAUGAUGGUGAGAUGACUCAGAGUUACCGAUAAAUCGAAUCAAUCCAGGGUAAUUUCGUGGCAUGAAAACCAUUUGAAGGUGUGGUUAGAUUAAUAUAGACCGAUAUGUCACUACUACUAACACGAGGAGGCCGCAAGGCUUCUAUUCUUUGUUUUUGUGUUCUUCUAUUUUUAUUUGCGCUCUACGAGCUUGGAAUUAUAUGCGGGAGUAAUAAAGAUCAAAUUUCGUCUAUGAUGGUACCAAAAGAGAAAUUCGUUAUAGGAGAAUUAGACAAAAAAACUUACACUUAUGACCGCAAUAUGCCAUUAAUAUUCAUCGGUGGUGUUCCACGAUCAGGGACCACCUUAAUGAGGGCAAUGUUAGACGCUCAUCCAGACGUGAGAUGUGGACAAGAGACAAGAGUAAUCCCCCGGAUACUUCAGAUGGGGUCUCAUUGGCUGAGAUCAGAACGUGAAAACGUCCGUUUAUCAGAAGCCGGUAUAUCUAAAGAGGUUUUGGAUAGUGCUAUUGCAGCGUUUUCCUUAGAAAUUAUUGCAAGACACGGUGAACCAGCACCCCGGCUGUGCAAUAAAGAUCCCCUGACGCUAAAAAUGGGCUCUUAUAUACUUGAAUUAUUUCCGAAUGCUAAAUUUUUAUUUAUGGUUCGAGAUGGCCGUGCUACCGUUCAUUCCAUUAUUUCCAGAAAGGUAACGAUAACUGGAUUCGAUUUAUCGUCGUAUAGACAGUGUCUCACGCGAUGGAAUCACGCAAUAUCAUUGAUGUACGAUCAAUGCAAAGAAGUGGGUCCCAGCCGAUGCCUGAUGGUUCCUUAUGAACAACUAGUCCUCCACCCACGUGAUUGGAUGAAGAAAAUCCUUAAUUGGCUCGAUGUGCCCUGGAACGAAUCCGUCCUCCAUCAUGAGGAAUUCAUCAACAAGCCCGGCGGCGUUCCACUAUCCAAAGUUGAACGUUCUUCUGAUCAAGUUAUAAAACCCGUGAAUCUCGAGGCUUUGACUAAGUGGGUCGGACAAAUUCCUACUGACGUUGUCAGGGACAUGCCAGACAUCGCUCCGAUGCUUUCAAAGCUCGGUUAUAAUCCUUAUGAAAAUCCUCCUGUUUAUGGAGCACCCGACAGUGUUGUUAGCGAUAAUACAAGAAGAGUACUCGUCAGAAAAGACAUUUGGGAGGCCAAAGUGAAACAAUUCGCCUUGGAACAACAAACUCCUGGAUCGAUUACACCCGAAGACGAUUUUACAACAAUGACAAAUGAUGCGUGACAAAUAAAAUUUUUGUUAGGCGUUUAAAAUAAUAAAUACUGAAACUCAUAUUUAAUUAAUUUGA
Messenger RNA from Cotesia glomerata, 1832 nucleotides. It is a transcript of the gene Tpst, whose product is annotated as protein-tyrosine sulfotransferase. Bases 617 to 1768 code for a protein of 383 amino acids. Gene Ontology annotation, molecular function: protein-tyrosine sulfotransferase activity. Lineage: Eukaryota; Metazoa; Arthropoda; Insecta; Hymenoptera; Braconidae. Gene Ontology annotation, cellular component: Golgi apparatus. The transcript has 11 exons. Gene Ontology annotation, biological process: peptidyl-tyrosine sulfation. The record is from RefSeq and is a predicted model, not a curated record.